AUGCGCAGCACCGUUUCAACCGAGACGGAGCACCGCCCAUCCCCUGUGCAGCAACUCGCAGGGUUCCGAUACCCGGACACAGUAAUUGCUCCUGGUACCGUAUCACAUGAUCGCGCUGUUGUGCCAUCUAAGCUAAAGGGAUUUGAACUGGUGCUGCAGAUCACGACAACUCAGUUUCGACAAAAAAAUCUUCCAGGUCCGAUUGUGGCGUUGAUUGUGGCACAGAUCCACAUUAUUAAUACAAUGAUGUCACGUAGUUUUCUCUCCCCGAGCUUGCACCUCGCGCUGCCCAUCUUCACCUCGUCGCCCGCCGUCUUCGUGUCCUGA
Molecule: messenger RNA, 327 nt
Organism: Phytophthora infestans T30-4
Lineage: Eukaryota; Oomycota; Peronosporomycetes; Peronosporales; Peronosporaceae
Exons: 5
Coding region: 1-327 (108 amino acids)
Source: RefSeq, a predicted model, not a curated record